Messenger RNA from Lathyrus oleraceus (garden pea), 1026 nucleotides. RefSeq lists its product as uncharacterized. Gene Ontology annotation, cellular component: replication fork. The record is from RefSeq and is a predicted model, not a curated record. Gene Ontology annotation, biological process: DNA replication. The transcript has 6 exons. The coding region runs from base 37 to 1026 and encodes 329 amino acids. Lineage: Eukaryota; Viridiplantae; Streptophyta; Magnoliopsida; Fabales; Fabaceae.
ACACCAACAAAUGAUGAUGUCCAGAAAUUGAAUGAUAUGAUUAUCGAUCAGUUUCCAGGAGAAGAACAUAAUUUGUUAUCGUUUGACGAGGUUGAAGGAGAUAAUCAUAAUUUAUACCAGCAAGAAUUCUUAAACUCAAUUGCACAAGGUAGUUUGCCACCUCAUAUUCUAAAGAUAAAAAAGGGUGCACCAUUGAUGUUGUUACGAAAUCUAGAUCCUAGAUAUGGAUUGUGUAAUGGGACCCGGUUAUUAUGUCGUGGUUUAUUUAUGAAUAUGUUGGAUGUGGAAAUCCUGACAGGAAGCAACGCAGGAAAACGUGCUUUUUUGCCUAGAAUUAAAAUAAAAACAUCUGCAAGUGAUGGACUGCCUUUUGUCCUUAGUAGAAAGCAGUUCCCUGUGCGACUAAGUUUUGCAAUUACAAUAAAUAAAUCACAAGGACAAACCAUUCCAAAUGUUGGAAUAUAUCUUCCACGACAUGUUUUUAGUCAUGGACAGUUAUAUGUGGCUUUAUCCAGGGGUGUUUCACAGACUACAACAAGAGUUUUAACCAGGGAAGGAAAAUUGAAAGGAGAAGAUGGUGACUACACAAAAAAUGUAGUCUACAAACAAAUUCUUUUAUCGCACCCGCGGAUAACAGACUUUGAAGAUAAAUGGAACACGUGGAAGGAUGAACAAAGUAUUUCAUCCAUCGACAAACUCGACAAUAUGGUCAAACGUUUGAAAAUUUACUCCAUCGGUUGGAGCUCCACGGUGAUAACAGAUAAAACACAACUUUGGAAAAUGGUGAAAAGAGAAAUAAUAUCUCAAAGGAUGGAGAGAAAUCCAGGUAAUUCAGAAACAAGUCAUAAUUGUUGUUCUACGAAAUCUAGACUAAAACAAAGUAUCUCCAUUCUCCAGUUUUUUAAAUCUCAAGAGCGCAUUGAUAAAGGGAUGUACGAAGAAUUGAUUCGAAUCUUUAUAAGGGAAAAAGAAAAUACUUCGAAUAGAGAUUUCAUGUUCGGCAUUCCUCUUAAAGAACGUCAUUGA